AUGAGUCACUGGAGUCUGAAAGUUCAUCGCUUGAACGUGAAUGACUACUGUACUGUUGGAGGCCAGCGGACCAGUGAUUGCCAAUGGCUAGGGGACCCUGCCCGGGCUGGCCCACAGACGGCAGUUAGGGAAGAGAGUGUGUCAAGAGGACUGGUCAAUGGGGCCUCAGCUGCCCUCUCUCACAGACAGAACUUCCCAGUGACCUCGCUCUGCACCAGGCCUCUCUCUCCAUCCCGCUCCCUCCCAGGGCUGCAGGCCGAGGAACCACAUUCCCUCACAUUCCAGCCCCCCGAAGCUCCUCCAGGGGUGACCUUCAACACUUCUCCCAUCUGGGACAUUUGCACAGGAGUCCCCUCGAGCUCCUCGGAGCUGCUGCCUGCAGACUGCAAUGCAACAAGAACACGGUUUCCAACCCGCCACCGUCCCGGAAAUAAGUUACAGGCUAGCCAACGGUAUGCGAGGGGCGUCUAG
Pipistrellus nathusii (Nathusius's pipistrelle) is the source of this 471-nucleotide messenger RNA. The record is from the annotation of a GenBank genome assembly. Lineage: Eukaryota; Metazoa; Chordata; Mammalia; Chiroptera; Vespertilionidae.